Messenger RNA from Carcharodon carcharias (great white shark), 3310 nucleotides. Its product is annotated as signal transducer and activator of transcription 1-like. Gene Ontology annotation, biological process: response to peptide hormone; type I interferon-mediated signaling pathway; regulation of transcription by RNA polymerase II. Bases 308 to 2557 code for a protein of 749 amino acids. The transcript has 26 exons. The record is from RefSeq and is a predicted model, not a curated record. Lineage: Eukaryota; Metazoa; Chordata; Chondrichthyes; Lamniformes; Lamnidae. Gene Ontology annotation, molecular function: RNA polymerase II cis-regulatory region sequence-specific DNA binding; DNA-binding transcription factor activity, RNA polymerase II-specific.
GGGAUAUGCGCUGGUUUGAUGAUAGUGUGCGGUUGGGGGUUAUCGAGUUGUUGGCUUUCGUCUGUGUUGCGUUUGCGAUUUGGACCCAGUAAAUAUUACAGUUACAAUGUAACUCAGUAAGUGUAACACAUCCAACAAAAGCCGCCACAUUAACAACUGCGAACUGGGUUCCGAUUACAGAAUAUAGCUUUCACAUAUUUUCAAUUUCUAACUUUGAGCAGAGGAGUUCAGGUAUAGUGAGUUUUUGCAUAAGUGGUUUAACAUUCCUACUCUUGGAUCAGAAGGUGUCAAGUUUGAGUCCUGCAGCAUGAGUCAGUGGGAGACCCUGAAACAACAGGAUACAAAGUACUUGGAGCAGCUGCAUGUUCUGUACCAAGAUGAAAGCUUUCCCAUGGAUGUUCGGGAAUAUCUUUCUCAUUGGAUUGAAACUCAAGACUGGGAGAAGGCUAUAACAAAUUAUUCACUGGCCACCAUCCACUACCAAAAUCUGUUGGACCAAGUCAACAAUCAGUACAGCCGCUUUAUGCAGGAGAAGAAGUUUGUAUGUCAGCACAACUUCAAGAAAUACAGGCAAAAUAUGCAGGAAUGUUAUGGAGAGAACCCUGUUCUGUUGGCAAAGAUUGUCGCUGCUCGCCUGAAGCAGGAGAGGAAGAUACUAAACGCUGUUGUAGAGGAUCAGCAGACUGUAUUGGAUACAACUCAACCUGUGGACUUUGAAAGGUACCAGGAUAUCGAACAGAAAAUUACUGGCUUGAGAAAUGGCGUGCAAGCAUGUGAGCAGGAGUUGAGAUUUCUAGAGGAACAACAAGAUGAAUUUGAUUUCAAAUACAAGACAUUCAAGUUUCAAGAAUCUCACAGUUCCCCUCAGCAGGUACAGGAAGAGAUGAAAGUGCUACAGAAUAUGCUAAAUAUCCUGGACAGCAAUAGGAAAAAAGCAAUUGAUAAAUUCAGUGAGCUUCUAAAGGAAGCUGGGAAGCUGCUGGACACACUGGUGAAAGAGGAGCUGGCAGACUGGAAGCGGCGGCAACAGAAGGCUUGCAUUGGUGCUCCUUUGGACGUUUGCUUGGAUCAACUGGAGAACUGGUUUACUGCAAGUGCAAUGUGUCUGUUUCAAGUGAAAAGGUUGCUGAAGAAACUGGAGGAGCUGGGAAUUAAACUGACCUAUGAUAAGGAUCCCUUUAAAACACAAAGACCUGCUUUGGAGAAACAAGCUGUAGCCCUGCUAACCUGGCUCAUGCAAAGUGCAUUUGUUGUGGAGAACCAACCUUGUAUGCCUCUUCAGAGUAAAAUGCCUCUGGUGUUGAGAACAAGCUCUCAGUUCUCAGUUAAGCCACGACUUUUGGUGAAACUGCAAGAGGUGGGAACUCACCUAAUGAAAGUGAAGGCUUGCAUUGAUAAGAAUUCACCGAACGGGAAAGGAUAUCGCAAAUUCAACAUACUCGGCACAACCAUGAAAGCAAUGAACAUGAUGGAAUCCAAAUUUGGGGGCUUGUGUGCUGAUUUCAGACAUUUGCAACUAAAGGAGCAGAAGUCUGGAAUUGGAGGAAAAGGAAGUAAUGAGGCUUCGCUCAUCGUGACAGAGGAGCUCCAUGUUAUUAGUUUUGAGGCUGAACUGGCUUACCAAGAGCUCAACCUUGUUCUUGAGACUUGCACUUUACCUGUUGUUGUCAUCUCAAAUGCCAGUCAGCUCCUUAGUGGUUGGGCUUCAGUGGUUUGGUACAAUAUGCUCUGCAAUGACCCAAAGAAUUUGAUGUUCUUUUCCAACCCUCCCUUGGCACCAUGGAGCCAGCUAUCUGAGGCACUGAGCUGGCAGUUUUCUUCAAACACCAAGAGACACCUGGAUGCUGAUCAGCUCAACAUGUUGGCAGAAAAGUUAUUUGGGGCUCAACAGAACUAUGCAGAUUGCUGCAUUACAUGGGCAAAGUUUUCUAAGGAGAAUUUACCCAAUCAGACCUUUUCCUUUUGGCUCUGGUUGCAAGGCAUCCUAGAGCUUAUUAAGAAAUACCUGGAGGAUAUCUGGAAUGAUGGGAACAUUAUUGGAUUUUUGAGCAAAAAGAGAGAGCGCAGUUUGUUGAAAAAUAUGCCAACAGGCACUUUCCUGCUUCGCUUCAGUGAGAGCUGCAAGGAUGGUGGUAUAACUUUCUCAUGGGUGGAGCAUUUACCUAAUGGGGAGCCCAAAAUCCGAUCAGUGCAGCCAUACACCAAGACUCAUCUGACUAACAUCCCUCUUUCGGAAAUCCUCCGUUUCUACAAAGUGAUGGCGGAUGAGAAUGUCCCAGAGCGCCCUCUGCAGUAUUUGUACCCAGAUAUUCCCAAGGAUGAGGCAUUUGGGAAAUAUUAUUCAGAAUCUGAAGCAGAUUUUCAAAACAACAAAUACUUGAAAACCCGAUUAAUUGUGGUAUCAGAAAGACAAUCUACUGAUAUUCCUUCCGAAGAGUUGAUGGAAGAAUGUAAUCUGGAGGACAUUGAAUUAUCAGAACCUAUGAAGUGGGACCAUAUUCCUAUGAAAACUCUACAAGAUUUAAUGGAAUUUCUCGGGACAGAUCCUCUGGCUUAGAACACGUGAUGAAAUUAUACAUUCGAGCGAUCUCUUAUUUCUGAUGCAAAAUGUAUCUUCAAUGCCAUAGUUCCUAGGACAUGGACUCCAUUCCAACUUCGUUACUCUGUACACUUCAUUGAAUUACCUUACAUAAUGUUCUUAGUUCUGAGAUUGAUGAGCUCUUAGUUUAAAUAGCAAAACUUUCAAGUUGUUAAAAUGCAAUCUUGUGUGUACAUCAAAGCAAACCGUUACUGAUGAUGCAUGUGAUAGUUUGAAAGACUAGUAGAAAACCAUCUCUUUCCCCUUCCAUUUGAAAUGUAGGAAAUUGGAGGGGGAAAGCAAGCUGUUGUUAACUGCAAAGAAACUUGUUUACCAGCUAACUGACCGAGAGGACGGACGUAUCAGCAUUGAAGUCCAUGCUGUCCUGCAGUCAUUUUGGAGAUGAUGCAGCAUAUAAAUUCACAUAAACCCAUUCCUUUGCUGGGAAAGGAAGAGGCCAGGCCACCACAAUUUCCCACCACCCUCCAAAUCCAUCACUACACUAGCCUUACUAUUAUUUCCCUUUCUGCCUUGUGACAUUAAAUGGCCCUCCAGGUUCAGAAAUCAUCUAAUCGAUGGUUGACCUUCAUGAACAUAGGUUGCAUGAAUGUGAAUUUUCAAAGAUGCUGCCAUUACCUAGGCUAUAGCACUUUAGAACUGGGAAAGUGAGGGAGAUUAUUUACCCUAGUACACUAUUGUGAUCAUUUGCAAUCGCUCUUUUGCCGUGGCGGG